AUUCAAAAAUGUCUUCACAUCAACAUCACCAGCCUCAUCAUCCAACAUCAUCAUCAUCAUCAUCAUCAACAAUUACAACCACUGCCAUCAUAUCCGGUCAUGGUAAUAAUGAUGAUGAUGAUGGUGGGGGUGGUGGUGGUGGUAGUAGUGUUGGUAUCAAUAAUACAGGUCAUCUUCAGCAACAACAAUCACAUGUGGUGACACUUGUUGGUGAUCAUCAAUUACAACAGCAUAUUAUUCAACAUGAAACACGACAACAACAACAGCAACAAAUAAUACAAGCAACAGAAUCCGCUCAAUCAUCACAUCAAGUUCAUCAUCAUCAUCAUCAACAACAAAAUCUUCAUCAUAACCAUCAUCAUCAUCAUCAUUUGCAAAGAUCGGCAUCCACCGGUUCAGAAGUACAAUUCAGAUCAUUAGUUGAACCAUCUACGGCCACAGUGCCAUUAAUUCAAACCCAACAUCAAGUGAUAUAUUCAUUGGGCGAUCAUGUUGAUGAUGAAAAUGAUCUUUUUGAAUGUGGCAAAUGUAAACAACAUUUCUCAUAUCUUCAUUCAUUUGUGCAGCAUAAAAAAAUUUGUAAUAGCCGAUUACAGCAGCAACAACAUACGAAAAGCAGUUUAUCAACAAAUAGCGAAAAGCUACGAGAAUUGGCUGAAAUCGAAUUACAUUUGGGCAUUGCUUCGACAUCGACAUCAGCCUCACAGCCACAGUUGGUUCAUCAUACUGGUAGCAAUGUUCAUCAUUCACAUCAUUCAAUGGGUAAAUCACUUUUAUCAACAUCAUCAAACAAUUCUUCUCCAUUAUUGAUUCCAAGCAACAAUAAUUCGCCUACCUCAAUGAUGACAGCUGUUGCUACCGGAGGUGGAAAUGGCCAGUCAACCAACCAUUUGGUUGGUGAUAUAAAUAUUAUUAAUAGACAUCUAAGCCAUGGAAAUCGUGCUUCACCAUUAAUUGAUCCACUAAAUGGAUCUUCUAUUAAUGUAAACAGUAUUCUACCUGAUAAUGAUCUACUUUCAUUGACAUCAUCAUUAGAUGCGAAUAUGAUAGCCAGUAUAGGCAAUUCGAUAUCACCUUCAUCAUUGCUUCAUCUUCAAGGUGGUGAUGUUAGCUCAAAUACUGAUGAUUUCGCACAGUUCGCACAUCUUAAUCACGGGUUAGAUGCUAGUACAGAAUCUAGUAUGAACGAUGUUAAUCAACAUUCAAGAUCGAAUUCUAUCGCUAUAUAUGGAGUUACCUCAUCCACAAACGGAGCAUCUGAUGCAUCACAUUCGAUGUUAAUCUCAUCAGCCAAUUCUUCAUCAUCCAUAUCGACCAAUACAGGUGUUCAUAUUAACAGUACACAUCCACAACAUGCACAGCAACCGCAGCAAUCAUCCGUCAACGUGAUCAAUUUCAUAAAUUCAAUACACAACACUUCACCUACAUCAUUCACAUCGUUUAUGCAGAAUAUUUCUUCCAACGAUGUAAACAUUGGCGUUAAUGGAGAAGGUUCAUCGUCAUCAUCUUCAUUGCUCAAAACAUCAUUCGAUACAGUUGGCGAUGUAGAUGGUGCUUCUAAUGAUAAUUCAAUUGGAUCUCCUUCGCGUUUUCUUAAUUUACCUCCACCAGCAUCACAACCAUCGACACCAAGUAGUAUUAUCGAACAUCGUCCUAAUCAAGUCGGUGCCACGGUAAGGUCAACACAGACUUCAUCCAUAUCAACGGAAAUUCAUCAUGUAAAUAAGCCACAACAAACAAUGAAUGUGAUACAUCAUUCUCAACAACAACAUUCCCAGCAAUCACAAACUAUAAUAAUCAAUCACGAUGUUGUUGACAAUUCGCGAGCUAUAAAUGAAAACCAUAUUCAUUCUCAGACAUUGAAUCCAAAUCAAUUUGCUGCUGACAACCAACAACAUAAUCCGCAGCAAUCAUCACAGAUGACAAAUACUAAUCAGCCUGCUGAAUUAUUCAAAUGCAACUUUUGUGACCGUUCUUAUACAAAAAGUAUCGAACUGGCUAAUCACAUGCCCUGUCAUACAGGCGAGAAACCAUAUCAAUGUUGUAUAUGUGGAAAAGCAUUCGGACAGAAAAACAAUCUUCGUAAACAUAUCAUGACUCACAAGGUAACUAAAGAACAAUAUCAAACGGCAUAUAAAACUUCAGUCGAUCAAUCGUUGAAAAAUAUGCCAAAUGCUGGCAAGAAUAAGACAUUGAAAAACCAGCCAGCAACAGCUGUAACACAAACGGCUCUGACACAACCAAAAGGAAUGGUUGCUGAUACGUCAAACAAGAUUGUCAUCUAUAUUUGUCCAAUGAAAUGUGGUUUCACAUCUGAAAGUUUUGAAAUAUUGAAAGUACAUUGUGCCACUGAACAUCCGAAUCAAUUUAAUGAUAGUUCUACAGUUCAAGUGACUUCGACUGAUCUUCAACAAAAACCACAUCAGAACAAUCCUCCAAAUGUUCACCAUAUCGUAUCGACCCAAGAAACUUCAAGUUCAAAUUUUUUAAAUUCUAGUCAAAAUAACAAUCAGACAAAUCAAUCUAACAUGGUAUCAAUAAAACAAGAAAUAGCUAGUGAUACGGCCAUUUAUCAGUUGACCGCUACACCAUCGACAAAUCAAUCAUCUAAUCAAUCGGGUACCCAGCCAUUGUUGGAAUUCAAAGUACAAGAUAAAUUUACCUGUCCUGUACCAAGCUGUGGAUUCGUCAGUACAAAGGAAACAGAAUUUAAAAUGCAUUGUGUAGAUCAUACUGUAGCUAAUGAUGAGAAUAUACGCUACCGUUGCACUGCAAAUGAUUGUAAAGAAGUUUAUAAUAAUGUAGAAUCAUUCAUCAAACAUCUCCAAUCACAUGAUAAAGCCACAUGUAAUACAGAAGCUGAACAAAGUGGUUCUAAUGAACCUAUCAAAGCCAAAUCAAGAAUUUAUCGAUGUUCAAUCUGUUUGAAUCGUUAUACGACGGAAAAUGCAUUGGAGAAUCACAAGGCAACCACUUCUCAUCAUUAUCCUUGCCAACAUUGUAAUAAAAUUUUUCCUUGUGAACGAUAUCUGCGUCGUCACCUGUUGACACAUGGUGCAGGAUUAUUCAUUUGCAAAUAUUGUGAUAAAUCAUUCAAAACGGCUAAUUAUCUAAAAGUUCAUCUAAUAAUACAUACUGGAGAAAAGCCAUUUGCCUGUAAAAUUUGCGAUGCAGCUUUCAAUAGAAGGGACAAGCUAAAGCGACAUGAAUUGGUACAUGAUCCAGUUAAACGAUAUAAAUGUCCAAUGAAUAAUAAUGGAUGUAAACGGGAAUUCAAUCGACCUGAUAAAUUAAAAGCUCAUAUACUGACACAUUCUGGUGUUAAGCCAUAUCAGUGUACGAUGUGUACUCGCUCAUUCACACGACGAGCUCAUCUCCGAGAACAUAGUAAAACACAUCAAGAAGUGGUCAAUGCUAUCAUCAAAGCAAACAUAGAGAAAACCUCGCCUAACUCUUCACCAAACAAAACAAAUACUUGUAACACCGAUAAAGCAAUAUUAAAUCCACCAAAUUCAACCAGUCAAACUGUUGUAGCUACUUAUGAAAAAGAUAACAUUUCCAAAUCAGAAAUUAGUGCUCUAAUCCAUCAGCAAGAUUCAUCGGACCCAUCUAAUAAUGUAUCUAAUCAAGCUGUUAUGCAAUCAUCAUCCUUUAAUAAGACAGCUAAUUAUGCAAAUAAUACUUCAAAUAAUAAUAAUCAACAAUCCCAUUUGACUGAUGCUAAAUUGCUUGACAAACAGGAAAAGAAAUCAAUUGGCGAUAUUAAUAAAGAAUCUUUUAUGGAUAAUUAUAAAAGUCAAGCUACCUUCACUACGGAUCAAACAGUAUCGGACUCUGUUUCUCAUGCUGUUGCAACUACAACCACAACAAUUUCUAAAAACAAUAAUGGCAGUAUUAUAUUAUUCACUGGUGCAUCGCUUCCUUCGUUAACAUCCUCGCCUAAUUGUAAUCCACAGCAAACAAUACCGUCCACGGAUCAAACACAUUCACAAUUAUCUACUCUAGCUACCUCAUCAUCAUCAUCAUCUACGAAUCUCCAAAAACAAGACACAACAAUAACUCAUUAUCAACAAGAUAAUACUCAACGAAACCCACAACAAAAACUAUCGACACCAACCAACAACAACACUAGCACAUCGUUUCAAACAUUUAUUUUGCUUUAUUCAUGCCCGGCUUGUGAGGCUUAUUUUUUCAAAGAAGAGGAAAUCAAAACGCAUAAAUGUUGUGCAAAUACAUCCUCGAUUGGAGUUAAGAACAAUAUGGUCGACAAUGGUAACCGGCAACAGCAACAAACCAUGCAACCGUUACUAGUACCAGUCGAUCAUAAAGUUAAUCCAGUACCAACAUCAGAUAAUAAUCGAAUAAAUAUAGCCACUAGUCCAGCUACAACAACAACUUCAUCAAUAAAAAGCAUCAAUGCAGCUUUUGUUAAUCCCACAGAUAUGUGUAAAAUGGAGAUUGAAGCUGAAAACACUUCAAUUUGAAGAUGAUUCAUUUCUUCAGCCUAAAAUCCGUCCAAAUUUUAAUAUUCUCAUGUUGAAUUUCUUACCUUGACUCUUGAUCAAUUUUUUUUUAUUAUAAUGAUGUAGAAAAUUGUAUUUAUUUUUUCAUUGAUUUAUAAUCGGAAAAACAGCAACAAUGAAUUAUUUUUCUAAUCAAGUGUUAUUCAUUUGUAAAUGAAACAGAAUUGUAUAUAAAUGAUUUAAUCGAAUAAACAAAACUAUCAAAA
Dermatophagoides farinae (American house dust mite) is the source of this 4729-nucleotide messenger RNA. The record is from RefSeq and is a predicted model, not a curated record. NCBI's taxonomy places the organism in Eukaryota, Metazoa, Arthropoda, Arachnida, Sarcoptiformes, Pyroglyphidae.